AAUCGAAAGUGUUGUUUCGACAAUCGAGUGUACCUACACUUUAAUUCAAUAAUCUCUAUAUUUUGAAAAUUGUAUUAUAAUUAACUUAGAAUCUAUUUUCAAUCCCGCCCCUUCUAAGUUUAAACAAAACUACAAAAUAUUUUUGCGUAAACCAUAUGAUUGCAAAUUUUGUUAUUGUAUUGCCCAUACAAAAUGGCAGUAGGAAGGAAAGACCUGCUUUUGGACAUAAGCUGAUGUAAAAUAUGAAUAAAAUUGUACUUUGGACUGUUUUGUGUGAGUGGACAGUGAAUUAAAAGUAAAUAUGUGGUUAUAGCGUGUAAGAUGGGUUCACAGACGUUAGAGAUAUUACGCCAAGGUAUUUGGGCAUCUUUGACUGGCGGCUGGUUUUACGACCCACAUCAGAAUUUGUUUUGUAAUACGGUGCAUCUCUACAUUUGGCUGUUUCUACUCUGCCUACCGUUCUCUGUGUACUUAUACUUCCCACCAGCAAGCGUUGGUUGGCUAGUAUACUGUGCCCUGGUGGCCGUGCUGUUCACCAUUCUCAAGUUGAUCAACCAUGGUCUGCAUCACAUGUAUGAUACAAACGAACUUAUAGUUGUUCCAUCAACGGAUGAGGCUGGGAACCCCACUGAGAAUGCUGUGGCUGAUGAGGGAGUCGAAAUGCAGACUCUGAACGCAGCGGCGAUCGCACCAAGCGAUAAUGACUCUGUCACGUCUUUAGAGUACCACAAACCUAAUAAUAGUACUAUAGAUUUAAAAGUGGAUGUCCACCGAAAGAACAGCUCGGAAUCGAGCAUGGAAGACAGUGCCAUGUCAGCCAAGCAAACGGAACCAGUUGCCAUGACCAAGUCAGACUUGUGUGUGGCGCAGUCUGCAGAAACCGCGGGGCCUUCUAAAUCCCGUCCAACCAGAAACCGAUCGAAGUCCGGUCACAGAAGAGAACAGAGAACGAAGAAUCGUCGAGGCCACGGCCGUAUUGACGAACUUAUUAUUGAAGAAUCACGAAAUUCAAGAACAGAAAACAAUCUACCAGUGCACAUGCUGACUGAUGAUGGACCGUUCGCGAAAGUUAGCCGACGAUACCAUGAAUGUCCGCAUCGACGAGGAUCUAGCAAUCGGGACUUUUUCAAGGAAUGGUUGUACUUAGAUGGCAAUGAAGCUGCGGGCGAACCAUAUCAAUCAAAGUUUGCGAGACAACUUAGUUUCGAUUCAAGAGACAAUUCAGAGCCGAGCGUCGGACCGCCUUCUCCAAAGAAAAGGUUGGCCCAGCGACGACGAUACACAAAUUAUCCCGAUGAAAGUUGCACCAAGUCUGCUAUGGCGCUUGCGACUGCACAAUCAUCUAAUAUGAGAAGAUAUUCGAACUCAACUAUGUCUACAAUACAGUUACCACUGUUAAAUUCCACAGCACAACUAGUAUCGCAUAUGAGACGUCAUUCUAACAAUGCAGAUACACAGUUUUUCGCAAGUGUAGAAUUAGGUGAAUACAUGAUGGUAAAAGCGGAAGCUCCAGCAGGUGAGGCUGAUAAAAAUAAAGGCAAAAGCCCAGGUGUACGCAGGAUCAAAAGUGCCGCGUUGGAAAUCGGUUGUCCGCCUCCAAGUGUUUCGAACUUAUCACCCCAUCCCAACAGUGCAGAAACUAUUGGUGGUCAAAUGCUCAAAAAUCCUAAAAGUGCUGUCAUUCCACCCCCUAGUAAAUGUUUAACUCGAGGUCCUCACCUUAAUUUGUACCCAAAAAAUGAAAACGGUGAAGGUCCCAGUUACCCAUAUUUGACGUAUGGAUCAGAAAUCGUUUAUCCUAUCGCGGAAAUAUCCGAUGAAAUGCAAACUUCCCAAAAGGAAACUGAUUUAGAUUCAAGUGGAGAAAGUUACAGUGAUUAUGAAGAUGAAAAACAGUUUCGUGGGUUCGAUUGGGAUGCCGAACAAUCAUCAGCGGUGCGCUCCAGCGAUUCUGACUACGAAAAUAAUGGUUCACGAUCACCGUUACUCGAUAGACCCAAUGAUGUGCGCGUCGUACGUGCAAAAAAUCAUCAUGAUUGCAAGAAACAUUGUUGUGAAAGGAUACAAGUACCUAAACACAAUCCUGGAUGUCCAAAUGAUAAGAAACCUAUAAGACUGAAAAAAUGCGCCAAAGUCGAGUCACGACAAGAUCGUCAAGGUAACUUAUGUGAAUGUAAAUAUAAUCCGAAUGGUGACUACUUCGAUAAAGCUAGUGCUAGCUCGAAAGAUUUGCUUAUAGAGAAGUCCAGCUUAGAAUCAAACGAUACCGGCGAUCAAUCGGAAAAAAAGACGGAGGAUAAGAAACCAAUAGAAAAGAAAGUUUGGGACCAUGAUAUAUCUAACUCUAGUAGUAGCAGUGAAGAAAGGCCAGAUAUUAAUUUUGAUAAAAAUAACCCACCGGAAACAGAAGAAUCACAAUUAACCUGUGAUAGUAAGAGUGCAGACGAAAGGAGUGUAUACAGCUUAGAUUGGCUCUUUGAAGAAGGAGAAGACAAACAGAUCUGUAGUGCAGAAGGUCCUGACCCUGAAGAAAUAAUGUGUCAGAAACUUGCUUUAGUUGAAUCAUCAUCCAAUGUGUCAAAAAACUUGGGCGCUAUACCAAAGCAGAUAAAAAACUUAGCGCGUUCACGGGCUUCCUCACAGAAGGAGAACAAGAAGAAAGAUUCUAGGAAAGAGAAAGAUGAGAAUCAAAACGAGGAAAGAAUACUCAUGGAUGCUGUAGAAGCCCAGGCUGCUUUGGUACAAGGAUUGGAAUGUUUAUUCGCUGCCACGAACGCCAACACGGUUGUAAUGCCGCCUCCAAAUAGAGACGAGAGAUCACGUAGUCAUCGGCAAAGUAUAAGAGGUGAAAGGGAAGGUUCCCAUAAAACUAGAAAAAGGUCUAUAGAGGAAGUUGCACAAACAUCAACAAAUACCUUACUACCUACUUCCAUGCCAUUAUUAGCCGCCUUUCUCAAUUCUAGAGUAGAUUUUAUGCCUUGUUGUGUACCUGACAACAACCCUCCUCAAACGGAGGCACAACCUGUCGAAGAAGGACCUAGACUUAGGCCGUUAAUGGAUAGAAACCAUAGAAAUAGAGUUAGAAAAAUUAAACGUUCCACUCGUCAGCGAAAUAAUCCAUCGUCACAAUCUGCGGAUAAGAAAGAUAAAACAGCGAAUGUGGAAAAUCCAAAUUCAGGCAAUGUUCAUUUUGCCACUUCGUUUGACGACACAACUGAUGGUGCUAUCCAUUGCUUUAUGGAUGAAUAUGGCAACUGGAUGUCUUACACAUUCGAUAAAAAUGGAUCCGGUCGUACUCAAGCGUUACCUAUACCACUGCCGGAAAAGGAAGAUUGUCGAACAUUUACAGUUAAACCUGUGGACGAGAAUUCACUAGAAACUACUGGUGAAGGAAGCUGUGGGUCUUUGGAAUCGGAAGCGGGAACCAGUGAAAUUACGAAACCAAAACGAGGAGACAGCGUGGAUCACAGUUCUUCAAAUCAAGGGAGCAAGAAUCCACUUCUCUCUAGUAAUAACAACGUGUCAACGAUCGUCCCGAUUAAUACGAAUAACACAAAUAAAAGAUUCUACGUUUUCGAUGGAGGGACUGGGUCGCAUCCGGACCAAGCGCGAUCACCUGUUGCUUAUGUGACUGAUAGUUUAUUAGAACAAAUCGAAGCUGAGAGACAAUCGCGUAUGGGAUUGCCCAGUAUGCAUAUCAACUACCUAAUGAGCCAACAACGGGCCCAGCAACAAGCGCAACAACAAGCAGAAACAACGCAAUCGACGCAUAUACCUAGUCUAGUUCAAUCUAUAGCUGACGACAGCUUAGAGAUCAACAUGAGGAGUAAAUUAUGCAAACUAAUAGAUGAAUUGGAGAAGAACAACAAACCGAAAACGAAAAGUUAUUACAAGUUCAAACUAGCCAAAUAUUUAGAGAUAAAAGUAACGAUGGAUCGCCUGAAAUUGAUGGCACUUUUUGAUAGAAACUUGACGUUUAGGGAAACAUUUGUAUCGAUAAUGCUUGCGAUCGCGGUGGCCGUUUUGGGCUCGAUGGUAUUGAACCUCGGAUUUUACAGGGAUAUCUACGCUUUUUGGUUCUGUUUUAUCAUGGCUGGCAGCCAGUAUUCAUUAUUAAAAAGCGUACAACCCGACUCUGCAUCGCCGGUUCACGGAUUUAAUAAAAUGGUUGUAUUUUCGCGGCCGGUGUAUUUUUGUUUGUGUACUGCGAUACUGGUUGCAGUGAGCAGUCAUCUACAGCAGUUACCCGACGCCGACAACGCACACACGCGAAGUAAACGCAGUAUAGACGAAACAAAACCGUUGAAUAUAUACGGUAUAGACAUAAACGAGAGAGACUGCCUGUAUAUAAUUCAAGAAAUCCUAUCAAAGUUCCUAUUAUUUUUUCCUCUAGCUUUUAGUUUGGGUUUGUUUCCCCAAGUGAAUACUUUUCUUAUGUACUUAUUAGAACAAAUCGAUAUGCAUAUAUUCGGUGGGAACGCGACGAGCAGUUUGAGCGCUGCAGUGUAUUGCGUUGUCAGAUCUUUAGCUGCUAUAGGAACGUUAUACGGUUUCGCAUACAGCGGAUUGAUUGAGGGAAAGAAAUCGCAGCACCAAAAACAUAAUAUACUUAUUUCCAUAUUCUGCGGCCUACUUGUACCCAUAGCAUAUCAUUUGAGUCGAAGCGCAAGCGACUACACUUUAAUAUGGAAUCUAAUUAAAAAGCAUUUAUUGCCACCGGAAUUAUAUAUCGUGCAUAACCCUGAAUGCUCGCCAGAUAUAGAGAAAACGGAGCCCAAUACGCUAUCGGAGAAUAAAAACAAUAAUUCCGAAAGCAAUAUUUCUAAACAGAACUCCAUUGGCAGUUCGGCGUCUAAAAUUAAUUUUAGUUCAGAAACAAAUAUAUCUAAAACGCAGAAACGAUCUCAGGCAUCGAGUGUUAGCUCUCUGAAAAUGGAUCCAAAAGGAGACACGACGAAUUCUACGACUUCUCUCAAAGUGGAUCCGCCUACUGAAAAUGAUGACAAGACUCGUGAUACAAAUACGUUGAAUUCAAAUAUAAAUAAGACUGAAGGUGAUAAAACUGAGGAAGAUAUGGAGGAUCCUUUGCCGAAGAAAUUGCAAGAGACGGUAAACGCCAGGUUGAAGAAUGACGUCAUAGUUUGCACGUUUCUGGCACUCUUGGUCUUUGGUCUGCACUGCACAACGGUCUUCACUACACUGAAGCCACAGCUGAACACAGCACUCUGGAUAAUAGCAGGCAUCCUAGGUUGGAUCCUGCACUACCUAAUACCACAACUGCGCAAACAACAACCGUGGCUAUGUCUUGCUGCGCCAGUGUUGAAACAACAUGAGCACGCGCAGUUUGAAGUUACAGAACCGGCGAGGCUUAUGAUCUUUGAAAAGAUAUAUGUAUACCUAUGUUUCCUGGAGCGCAACGUGCUGUUCCCGGCGGUGGUGAUAGCGGCCAUAACGCAGGACGCGCCCGCAAUCGCGGACAAGUAUGGCGACACGUUUGGUGCGUUUAUUAUUUGCGUGUGCGCGCUUAAAUGUCUCAGAAAUGCAUACUCCGAUCCAGACAGUCAAUACCUAAUCAUAGUAUUUGCUGUGCUUUUGUUCCAACGGGAUUUGAGCAGUCGCAAAAUAUCUGAGACGUUCCUAGUUGAUUACUUCAUCAUGGCGAUCAUAUUUAACAAAGUCUACGAGUUCUUGUUGAAGGUCCAAUUCGUGGUAACAUACAUAGCCCCAUGGCAGAUCACGUGGGGUAGCGCUUUCCAUGCGUUCGCGCAACCGUUCAGCGUGCCGCAUAGUGCUAUGUUGUUCUUGCAAGCUGCGCUGUCUGCUAUGUUGUCUUCCCCCCUUACACCAGCGUUAGGUAGCGCAAUAUUCAUGACGUCAUACGUGAGGCCGGUUAAGUUUUGGGAGAGAGAUUACAACACAAAGAGGGUGGACCAGAGUAACACCAGACUAUCUUCGCAAUUGGAGAGAAAUCUGGGAGCCGAUGACAACAACUUGAAUUCCAUAUUCUACGAGCAUCUAACUCGCUCGUUGCAACAUUACCUGUGCGGGGAUCUGAUGCUCGGCCGAUGGGGGAUUGUGCAGCAGGGGGACUGUUUUGUGCUCGCGUCAGACUACCUGAACUGUCUGGUGCACAUAGUGGAGAUGGGCAACGGUCUGGUGUCGUUCCAACUGCGCGGUCUGGAGUUCCGCGGCACGUACUGUCAGCAACGGGAAGUGGAGGCGAUCUCUGAAGGACCCGAGGAGAAUAGCGAAGGCACCUGCGGCGCGUGGUCGCUGGGGGGCAGAGUCCUAGCGCCGGGCGCGUGGUGGGCGCUCCGCUGGCUCGCGUGGCAGCUCGCCACCGCGCGCUACGUGCUCGAGGGGUACUCCGUCAGCGACAACAGUGCCGUCUCCAUGCUGCAGGUGUUCGACUUUAGGAAGGUGCUGCUGACGUAUUAUGUUAAGAGCAUUAUAUACUACACGAUACAGUCAAGCAAACUAGAGGAAUGGUUGUCAUCGCCAGAAUUAAUGGAAGCUCUAAAGCCUAUGAAUGAAAGAUCGUUUGUUGACUUGGAUCCUAUAUUCAACGUCAAUCUGGAUGAGGAUUAUGACUUUCGAGCGUCUGGUAUUACUAGGAGUAGAUUCUGCGCGGUAUACCAAGAGUGGAUAGCGCACUGCCGCGCCCGGCGGGGGGGGGGCUGGAGGAGGGACCCCCCCCUACUCACGCUGUGCUUCGCGCUCAGCUUGUUGGGGAGGAGGGCCCUAGCAGCUGCACAACAUCUGUCCGCUUCUAGCGUGGAAUUCUUCCUGUACGGCCUGCACUCGUUGUUUAAAGGUGAUUUCCGUAUAACCUGCGCACGAGACGAAUGGGUGUUUUCUGAUGUGUCGCUGUUACACUCUGUGCUAGCGCCCGCUAUACGGAUGGCGCUUAAGUUGCAUCAGGACCACUUCAUGUUCCCGGAGGAGUACUGCAGCAGCGCGGCGCUGUACGCGGCCAUCGCGUCGCACUCGCAGCGCCUCGUCAUCUGCCACGAGGCGGCGCCCGCCUGGCGACACAACGUGCUGCGGGGGGCCCCGCACCUGCUGGCGCUGAGGCACGUGAUGGACGAAGGCAACGACGACUACAAGAUAAUAAUGCUGAACAAGCGGCACCUGGGGUUCCGCGUGAUCAAGCUGAACCGCGAGUGCGUGCGCGGGCUGUGGGCCGGCCAGCAGCAGGAGCUCGUGUACCUGAGGAACCGGAACCCCGAGCGGGGCUCCAUACAGAACGCCAAACAGGCACUCCGCAACAUAAUAAACUCCUCCUGCGACCAGCCAAUCGGCUACCCAAUCUACGUGUCCCCGCUGACAACGUCGUACGCUGACACGUCAGCGCAGCUGUGCGAGCUGGUCGGCGGGCCGCUGACUGUCAGCGCGAUACGCGACCGCCUGGCGGGCUUGUGGCGACGUAUCCGGCGUCGUUGCGGCGAGGGGUGCUCCAGCGGGGCCGCGUGCGAAGCCCCAAACGCAGCGGAGCGGGGCGAAGCCCGAGUGCAGCACCCCGCACCUACACAACCUUCGAGGCCUACGAUAGCCGGUACUAGAGGCAGUUUAUCAAGCGCUGGAAAACAGACUUCAUCCACACUAGCCUCGCUCGCGGGUUUGCUUCGAGAACAUUCGCACGAACGGACACAAGAAGAACCAGUGUACGCAAAUCAAAGUCAAGAGAAUGAAACGCGACGACGCAGUGAGGAAAGAACUGCGCGUCGGGAACGACACAUGCGUGCGCGGACUCAGCCGGGGAACAGAACCCGUCCCCGUCGCGAUCGAGGCCUGCCGGCUUCUUUCCGCCUAUUAGCAGCUUCAGAUAGUGCAAGGCUCGCGUUACAACACGACGAACAUGCAGACGAACGGGGCUCCACUGGCUGGGAGUACGGCUGGUGUGAACAGCCUCGAAGGGCUGCAAGUGCUAAGGUAUCAUCGAACCAACCACAAAGUGGUUCCUCGUCCCUAGAAGAUGUACUGCCACCAGGUGGUAGUGGACUUGAUAUGUCACUGCCCGAUUGCAAGAUCAUCGCGAACAGGAACGCAAGGUACUUCAUAAACGAGGGUACUUCAAAGGACUUAUCCAAAAUAAGCAAAGAAAUCCGCCACGAACGGGAAAGUUACCGAGAACUAACCGGUCGGUAUAUCGAGAAACCGGAAUCAAUACCGCUCAAAGAAACGCACUACACCGACGCCAUUAAUAAAGAGGCCCUAUUGAAAAAAGAAGCGAAAAAAGACUCUAAAGCCAAGGAAAUAAAGACGAAAAUCAAACGCUCGGAUUCGGGGAAAAGUGACGCGAAAGUGAAUAUAUGUGUGGGGAGUAAAGUGUUAAUAUUGGAACCGUUGGGGGUGUACGAUUGUAUCAAUUUGGGGAGGAGGAUAGAUGUGUUGUGGCCGUCGGAGUAUCAGAGGGAGAGGGGGGGGAGGAACUCCUGGGGGAGUUGGGUGCCGCAAGCUGGGAUGGAUGGAUUGGUGGUACACAAAUGGACGCCGAACCAUCGAGACCCGAAACUUAGAUCUCACGUCGACAAAAGUAUACUAUUAGUUCAAAUCGAAGACAGAUUCGUGCCUAUCGCUGAACACUGCGUACAAGACUUGGGCGAUGAAGUUUGAACCUUAUUUCGAUAGAUAUAAGGUCGAAGAUCUAAAAAAACUUAGCUUUCUGGUCGACAAAAGCAUAUUAAUAGUUCGAAUUGUACCUUUACCUAUAGAAGACUUGGGCGAUGAAGUUUGAACCUUAUUUCUAUGGAGAUAAAGUCGAAAAUCGAAGAAAAAUUUGC
Colias croceus (clouded yellow) is the source of this 8783-nucleotide messenger RNA. RefSeq names its product protein pecanex (gene pcx). The transcript has 26 exons. Bases 322 to 8616 code for a protein of 2764 amino acids. Gene Ontology annotation, biological process: endoplasmic reticulum organization. The record is from RefSeq and is a predicted model, not a curated record. NCBI's taxonomy places the organism in Eukaryota, Metazoa, Arthropoda, Insecta, Lepidoptera, Pieridae. Gene Ontology annotation, cellular component: endoplasmic reticulum; membrane.